CGUCACGUGAUCAUCCGUCCGCUAAAUUUGGAUUGAGGUUUGUUGUGGUUUGUUGUGAAGCUGCUGCAAGACCUCAAGACCUCCAGGCAUGUGAGGUGUAUGAGCUUUCCUGAAAUCUGACGAGUGAAAAUUCCAAACUGUCAGUCAAACUACAGAAACUCUACACUUUAUCACUGAAAUGCCUUUUUACUUGAGAGAUUCAACCGGAAGUUUUGUUUGACGACUCUAAACUUCUGUAUCUUCAGAAAGUGUUUGCCAACAUUAGCUAUGAAUCUGCACUUUAAAAUCCACCACACUGCUGAGACGGUCGAGGAGCUGACGCAGAAAUAUUUGUCCCGGAGGAAGCAGAUGCUCCGAUCAGAAGACAUUAUCUCAGGAACUAAUGAUGAGACAGAACAAAGGCUCAUCUAUCCUAACAGAUCCAAACGGCGAAGCAAAGACAUGAAAUGUUACAGUAAAGCUUUACAUGAUCUGUUCAAAGCUUUUACAAACCAUCCUGACAACUUUGGCAGUGACCUGAGUCCUCAUGACAGCAACGAAGACCUGAGGGAGGACUCGACAGCUGACCGAUUUCAGGACUCUCAGGUGUUGUUCACAGAAACAGAUGUGACCUUGCCCUCCUGUCUGGAUGGAAGCCCUGGGUCCCAGGAAAAUGAGAUCAACAGGAAGUUUCAGAGAGCUCAUCAACUCCCUGACUCCAGUCCUUCCUCUACCUUGGUGCUAGCAGAGGUGUACCAGGAGAUGAUGACCAUUUAUGAACAACUAAGGGCAGAGCGACAAAGCCAGCAUGAGUGGGAGAGGGAGCUUGAGGAACGAGAAAAGAGGCUGAAGCAACACAAGGAGGCUUUCGGGAAGCUGGCCGGUCUUGAGGAGAUGCUGCACACUCGCAUGUACGCUGUAGAGGAGAAACACAAGCAUGAGCUGGGCCAGCUGCAGGAUCUUCUCCGAGAGAAGAACAAGGAGAACAAGAGGCUUAAAUCUAGCUUUGACAUCAUCAAGGAGCAGAACGACAACAUGAAGAAACAGAUGAAAGCGAUCAGUGAACAAAAUGAGAAGUUGGAGAGCCAGGCGAAGAGGGUGCAGGCCCGACUUGACAACCUUCAGAGGAAAUUCGAGCACAAUGUAUCAUCGAGAGUUUGUGAAAAAGUGAGUGUGAAGAGCACCGAGGGUUUGAAACCAUCCAAAAAGGAGAAAACUGCUGCUGCCGGGAAACCUCGCAACAAGGGCUGCUCCGGUCACACGUCAGCAAAGCUGCUUGCCCUUCUUCUGGACUGGAUACUUGACGGACAGAUAGUCUCAUCAGCAGCAGGAAACAAAGGGAAAGGUGUCGACCAGUGUCUUCCUCCAGAGGUCUUACUCAACGAGAGAUGCCUUAAGGUGUUACCAUUAUUAGCAGAUCAGCUUCAUCGUACUCCUCCGUCAGAAGAUGAACUCCUGCUCAACCUUCUUCGUGUCAUCAACUUGGUUUUGGGACACAUGGACAGCACUACAUUGCAUGUAGCACUGUCUGCUACUCUGCGGCGGAUAGGGGAGCAAGUGUCAAAGCUGUCAGCUCCGUCAACGAUGUCUGAAGAUCCAGACCGGCACAAGUACUGCAGUGUGGCUGCUGCUGCUGGACCCUGCAGGAGCUGGCCCCUUUACCGCAGUCCCUGUCCUCACACACGCAUCCUCUCCACCCUCAUCGUGUUCCGCACAGUCACACAAGCUGAUGUGCUGGCCCAGGCUCUGGACAGUCUCCACACUGAGCUGAUGUCAGAGGAGAGCCGAGGUCUUUUCAUCCACUAUGGAGGAGUGUGUGUGCUGCUGUCCAUGCUGCAGGCUGGCCGUGGAGGUCUACACACACCUGUGGACAUCCUGAUGCAACUCACUGAACAGUCCCGCUACUUAAACACCUUCCUGGAGUCGUGUAGUUGCGAGGAGUUUUUCCACACGGCCUCCAGGCUUCUUAAAAACCCACGCCUGGAGCUCUCAUCGCUGGAGAAGCUCUCCAUUCUUCUGCAGAAGCUCUCCAGCAUCAGGAAGAACCGUCGUUUGUUUGAAGUGUCCUCUCUCCACCUUCAGUUACAAGAACUCUAUCACAGAACCAACCGCACACACACUUUCCUCCGCCUGAACCUCAGGUCCAUCCUCCACCACCUGCAAUAAAACUCGCCACAUGUUUCCUUCUUCUUAAUAAACAUUCAUAAUAUAUCCUCAUAUUUCUACAGCUAAAAUACUUCAAGUCCCUCUACCUCAAGUAACAUAUGCAAACUCACAUUCUUAAUGAUACUGUGACAUAUUUUUGUUGUUCUUUUGUCUGUCAGAAUUUUUUUUUCAUUGUUUGGACUUUGUGAUCUUCCUGUUUUCAUGUUGCACAAUGACAGUCUGAUGUUUUGUCCUCUGUUGUUUCUGUGAUGAACCUUUUUUUUUUUUUUAAUGCGUCAGUCUUUCCAGAGGCCCUAAUGGGUGUCUGAUGUGCCCAGAGGAAGAGAUGAGACAGUGAAGUUUUUUGAUGACAAUAAACAAAAAUAACUGAAGCUUA
This is a messenger RNA of Notolabrus celidotus (New Zealand spotty), 2521 nucleotides long. RefSeq names its product coiled-coil domain-containing protein 138-like. The coding region runs from base 268 to 2145 and encodes 625 amino acids. The transcript has 15 exons. The record is from RefSeq and is a predicted model, not a curated record. NCBI's taxonomy places the organism in Eukaryota, Metazoa, Chordata, Actinopteri, Labriformes, Labridae.